CAGCCUGGAUAUCUUGGCCAAACCCCUUCCUAUCCCGGAUCGCAGCCCUCAGGGUAUCCUGGAUCGCAACCUGAGACGUCAUACCCGACCCCGGCUUCCUCGUCCUAUCCCGUCCAGUCCAGCGGAUAUACUAGCCAGCCCGCUGGAUAUCCUAGUCAAUCCACUGGAUAUCCUAGUCAAUCCGCUGGAUAUCCUAGUUUAUCCGCUGGUUACCCUAGUCAAUCCGCUGGAUAUCCUAGUCAAUCCGCUGGCUUUCCUAGCAAAUCCAGUGUAUCUUCUAGUCAGCCUGGAUGUUUUUCCGGCCAGUAUGGCGGAUUUCCUGCACAACCGGGCGGAUUCUCGGGUCGUCAGAGCUCCCGGCGCGUGCCUUCUCCCGCAGUAUCCCCAGUCGGCCCGCUGUGCGCGACCUCCGCCGCUGGAGUCGCCUGGUACCGGGACAGGCUGCAGGGCACCAUCAGGCCGGCGGCCGGCUUUGACCCGGCCUCGGACGCCCACGCGCUCCGGAAGGCCAUGAAAGGCCUCGGAACGGACGAGAAGGCCAUUAUUGAGGUUCUGUGCCGGCGCAGCAACGCGCAGCGGCAACAGAUCAGCGUCCAGUACAAGAGCGGCUACGGAAGGGACCUGCUCAAGGACCUGAAGUCUGAGCUGGGCGGAAAGUUUGAGGACGUGAUCCUGGGCCUGAUGAUGCCGCCGUACGAGUUCCUGGCCUACCAGCUGCACAAGGCGAUGGCGGGCGCCGGGACGGACGAGGAUGUCCUCUUUGAGACGCUCUGCACCCACAGCAACGCCGAGAUCCGCGCCAUCCGCGACACCUACCAGAAAAUGUAUAACCGUGACCUGGAGCGCGAUGUAACCAAAGAGACCAGUGGCCAUUUCAGGAAAAUACUCGUAGCUCUGCUGCAGGCCAACCGCGAUGAGUCGGGUCAGGUCGACCAGGCGAAGGCUGCCAACCAGGCCCAGGCCCUCUACAAGGCUGGCGAGAAGAAGAUGGGCACAGACGAGGAGACGUUCAAUGUGAUCCUGGUCACCCAGAACCCUGCCCAGCUGCAGGCCAUAAUGGCAGAGUACGAGAAACUCAGCAAGAAGGGUCUCAUCAAGGCGAUCGAGUCGGAAACCAGCGGGGAUUACCGACAGGCGCUGCUGGCUAUUGUGAAGAGCUCCCUGAACCGCACUGCCUACUUCGCCGAGCGGCUGUACGACACAAUGAAGGGCCUGGGGACGCGCGACAACGACCUCCUGAGGCUCAUCAUCUGUCGGGCCGAGUACGACCUAGCAAACAUCAAACAGGAGUUCCUGAAACUCUACGGCAAAACUCUGGAGAAGGCUGUGUCGAGUGAAACGUCGGGCGACUACAAGAAGGCCCUAAUAGCCAUCAUCGAAGGCAACUGAUUGAUGUCACCGCGAACCCUGGGCGGCAUAUUCUGAACGCCUCGAUGGAACUGUAUGGGGGCGCCUACCCGAUCCAGAGAGGUUGGUAGACCACCAGAGAUGGUGGGCGGUAUCGCUUCACCUGUUCGUUGAAGCAAGGUCGUGUUAUGAACAGUGCGUAUCUGUCUAGCGCUAGCGGCCAAGGGACUGGCUAAUUCGCUGAACAGGGGUACAGCUUUCUAUCAAUGGGAUGGAUGAGCAGGUUUUUGUAUUGCUUUCUCGUUUUUACAACGAUAUGGCGCGUCAUAUUUUUCAAAGUUAUUUGGUGGUAGGUUUAGGUCUUUGAACAAUGUGAAGACCAAUGAAACUUGGUAGACAUCUAGCAAGCCGAUUAAAGCAUAUGGCUUGAUUUUUUUUAACUACUUAACUAUUUACGUGUUACAGUGGGGUUAAGGUGACUCCACAAUGGAUGCCCAAUUGAGGUUUUCUAUGACUAUUUAUGUACUUCCAAUGUUCUCCCAACUCUAUCUACUCAUUGAAGAUGCUUGCCAAUGGAAUUGGUUUUACGAAAUAUGUAACUAUGUGCUAUUAUAUGGAUGAUUUCUGCGUGGGGUGUGUCACGUGCUAAUGCCCAAUCCUUUAGGAUCAUGGUAAAAUGGUACAACUUGUUACCUUGUGAGUUCUAGUAACAGUGGCCCUGGGAGCUGUACCUUAGCCGGGGCGAUACGACUCAAAAGUACACCGGUGUCAUCAGUGCUUCAAACCUCAAUCUCCAAUUCUACAUUAUCUACAAUAUCUCCAUCAAGACACAGCAUGUCAUACUACAACUACAUGGUGUGUUUCGGCUUCUGUCCUCUUAAUGCGCUAUUUAGCCUGUGGUUUACCUCUUUAUCUGGCGUUACUAUCCGAAUGUGCGCGUGAUGUUGCAGUGUUCAGCUGUGAAGAUCGUGCCACGCUUGUGACUGCUGCCUUCUAUGGUCUGAAUGUCCUGUUAUUGAUGUUCAAUACAGUGACCACGAUA
Molecule: messenger RNA, 2389 nt
Organism: Amphibalanus amphitrite
Lineage: Eukaryota; Metazoa; Arthropoda; Thecostraca; Balanomorpha; Balanidae
Product: annexin-B12-like
Exons: 8
Coding region: 511-1389 (292 amino acids)
Cellular component (GO): cytoplasm
Molecular function (GO): calcium ion binding; calcium-dependent phospholipid binding
Source: RefSeq, a predicted model, not a curated record